UGUGCUUUGAAUAAGAUUUUUUUUUUAAACUAAGUAUUCACUGACCUAGUCCUCAAAGCAGUGAUCAAUACAGAUAUACUCAUACUCACUUGAGUCAGAAUAAUAUUUAUAUAUAUUUAUUUUUCCUGACUGGUCGAACGGAUUUGACACUAUGUGCGCGAAUUGGUAACCUCCGUGUGAGCUCGCAGUGAACCGAGGGUCGUGUUUGGCUGCUCUUUAUCUUCAAAUGUAAGGCUCUGUGAAACCUUGGCUCUGACAACACCGUAUGGAGACAACUGUUUGAAUUAAAGCAGCAGGAACACGCGUGAACGGCUGUCAUGGAUUUAAGGGAUUUUUUCUUGUUGGCAACAUUAGUUGCUUGUUUCUGGUUAGAUCCCACCAUAGCCCAAGAGCUCAUUUACCCUAUCCGAGAAGAGCUACAGGAGAAUGUUCUUAUUGGAAACAUACCAAAGGACUUAAACAUCUCCCAUAUGAGCUCUGCAACCACAGUUACCGGUAAUCUGGUUUACCGACUUGUGUCAAAAGCAGGUGACACCCCGCUUCUUAGAGUGAUGAGCAAUACAGGAGAAAUCUUUACCACCUCCAACCGUAUCGACAGAGAGAAACUCUGUCCCGGCCCCUCUUUUGAAGACAGCGAGUGUUCCUUUGAAAUUGAGGUGGUCAUUUUGCCCAAUGACUAUUUCAGAUUAAUCAAAAUUAAAAUCAUUGUCAAAGACACCAAUGACAAUGCCCCCAUGUUCCCCUCACCUGUGAUCAACAUUUCAAUUCCGGAAAACACACUCAUCAACAGCCGCUAUGCUAUUCCCUCUGCCACUGAUCCAGAUACCGGACCCAACAGCGUACACAAAUACGAGCUGUUGAACGGGCAGAGCACUUUCGGUUUGGAUAUUGUGGAGACACCAGAGGGUGAGAAAUGGCCUCAGCUUAUUGUUCAGCAGAAUUUAGAUAGAGAACUGAAAGAUACUUAUGUGAUGAAAGUCAAAGUGGAGGAUGGGGGGAACCCACAGAAAUCCAGCACUGCCAUUCUACAGGUGACUGUCACUGAUGUUAACGAUAACCGGCCUGUCUUCAAAGAAAGCCAAAUUGAGGUCCACAUCCCAGAAAAUUCUCCCAUCGGCACAUCUGUAGUUCAUCUAAUAGCCACUGAUGCAGACGUUGGAGCCAAUGCAGAAGUCAAGUACAUGUUUGGGGCCCAGGUGUCUCCAGCUACAAGGAGACUUUUUGCUCUGAACUCCACCACUGGACUCAUAACAGUUCAAAGGCCGCUUGAUCGAGAGGAGACUGCCAUUCAUAAACUUACAGUACAAGCCAGCGAUGGAAGCUCGAGUCCAGCAAAAGCCACCAUCACUAUCAAUGUGACUGAUGUGAAUGACAAUGCUCCAAACAUUGACCUGAGAUACAUCAUCAGUCCAACUAAUGGUACUGUAAUGCUUUCUGAAAAAGAUCCAAUUAACACCAAGAUUGCCCUCAUUACUGUAUCUGACAAAGACACAGACGUCAACGGCAAGGUGAUUUGCUUCAUUGAAAAAGAUGUUCCAUUUCACCUCAAAGCAGUUUAUGAUAACCAGUAUUUGCUAGAAACAUCUGCACUGCUUGAUUAUGAAGGAACCAAGGAGUACAUCUUCAAGAUUGUUGCUUCUGACUCUGGAAAACCUAGUCUGAACCAGACCGCACUGGUCAGAGUACGGCUGGAGGAUGAGAAUGACAAUCCACCCGUUUUCACCCAGCCUGUCAUUGAGCUGGCUGUCAUGGAGAACAACCAACGUGACAUGUUCCUGACAACCAUCAGCGCCACAGAUGAGGACAGUGGACGGAAUGCAGAGAUUGUCUACCAGCUUGGACCCAACGCAUCAUUUUUUGAUCUUGAUCGUAAAACGGGAGUGCUAACCGCAUCCAGGGUGUUUGAUAGGGAGGAACAAGAGCGGUUCCUCUUUACGGUCACCGCUAGGGACAAUGGCACCAGGGCUCUGCAGAGUCAAGCUGCAGUCAUAGUGACCAUACUGGACGAGAAUGACAACAGCCCUAAAUUCACACACAACCACUUUCAGUUCUUUGUGUCAGAGAAUCUGCCUAAAUAUAGUACAGUUGGAGUAAUCACAGUCACAGAUGCAGAUGCUGGUGAGAAUGCCAUGGCGAGACUCUCAAUCCUUAAUGAUAACGAGAACUUUAUCCUUGACCAAGAUUCUGGUGUCAUAAAAUCCAAUGUAUCCUUUGACAGAGAGCAGCAAAGUUCCUACACCUUUGACGUCAGAGCUGUGGACAGUGGAAGUCCUCCAUGCUCGUCAGCUUCCAAGGUGACCAUCAAUGUCAUUGAUGUCAACGAUAACCCCCCCAUCGUCAUUUACCCACCAUCAAACACCUCUUUCAAACUAGUGCCACUGUCUGCGAUUCCGGGAUCGGUUGUGGCCGAGGUGUUUGCAGUAGAUGGAGAUACGGGUAUGAAUGCAGAACUCAAGUACACUAUUGUGAGUGGUAAUGGAAGAAGUCUUUUCAGAAUUGACCCCGUAACGGGAAACAUCACAUUAGAGGAGAAACCCAUGGUGGCAGACAUAGGCCUCCACAGGCUGGUGGUCAACAUCAGUGACCUCGGCUAUCCAAAGUCCCUGCACACUCUUGUCCUAGUUUUCCUGUAUGUAAAUGACACGGUUGGAAAUUCCUCAUACAUACAUGAUCUCAUCCGUCGGACAAUGGAAACGCCACUGGAUAGGAACAUUGGCGAGACUAGUGAGACUUAUCAGAAUGUUGACAACCUAAAAACCAUCAUUGCCAUCGUGACUGGUACUAUGGUAGUGAUUGUUGUCAUCUUCAUAACAGUUCUAGUGCGCUGCCGAAAUGCCUCACAGUUCAAGGCGGCCCAGAGAAAGAAGCAGGGUGCUGAGUGGAUGUCCCCCAACCAGGAGAACAAGCAAAACAAGAAGAAGAAGCGCAAAAAGAGGAAGUCGCCAAAGAGCUCCCUCUUGAACUUCGUCACCAUCGAGGAGAAUAAACCUGACGACUCUGCCCACGAACCCAUAAAUGGAACCAUAAGUCUCCCGGCUGAGCUCGAGGAGCCCGGGAUUGGACGUUUUGAUUGGAAUGCCACCCCUACCACCACCUUCAAACCCAGCAGCCCAGACUUGGCCCGGCACUACAAGUCCGCUUCACCCCAGUCGGCCUUCCACCUCAAAGCUGACACUCCGGUGUCUGUGAAAAAGCAUCAUGUGAUACAGGAGCUGCCACUGGACAAUACCUUUGUUGGGGGCUGUGACACGCUUUCCAAACGGUCCUCCACCAGCUCUGAUCACUUCAGUGCCUCAGAAUGCAGUUCACAAGGAGGCUUCAAGUCAAAGGGGGCACCUUUGCACACCAGACAGGUAAAAGAACACUUUUACUGGUCUAUAAGUACUGCUUAUAACUGUCCUGCUCAGUACUGA
This is a messenger RNA of Carassius gibelio (silver crucian carp), 3413 nucleotides long. RefSeq names its product protocadherin-9-like. Gene Ontology annotation, molecular function: calcium ion binding. The record is from RefSeq and is a predicted model, not a curated record. The coding region runs from base 318 to 3413 and encodes 1031 amino acids. NCBI's taxonomy places the organism in Eukaryota, Metazoa, Chordata, Actinopteri, Cypriniformes, Cyprinidae. Gene Ontology annotation, cellular component: plasma membrane. The transcript has 2 exons. Gene Ontology annotation, biological process: homophilic cell-cell adhesion.